UUUCCAACCUAAAUCGGGGUUUCCAGCAUAAAUAUCCUGGUUAACCGAGGUGGGUCCUAACGGUCCGUCGAUAAGCCAACUGCAGGGGCGGCGCCGGCGGCGCCGGCGGCGGUAGCGCUCUCCAGAUUUUCGUUUCGUCCUUAAUCUUCACCGUUCCAGUUAUGGAUCAGGUCAUUUUUCAAGCCAUUCGGGGCGACAUAGUAUCUAAUGACGUCAGCCGGCAGACCUCCGCAAUCCUAGUCGCCUUACAGCUGGCAGCCGGCGGUAAGGACGUAUCCUGUCUCGCGUCGCUCCUCUGCACGGAGUUAAUCGCCGGCAGCGCGAACGCUGUUAGCAAGCAGCUCGCGUACGAUGCGCUCCGCACCGCGGGCCACUUAACGGACGACGACUGGGACGUGGUGUGCCGGGGCAUGCACAAUGAUUUCAGCUGCCCGGAUCCUGACGUCACCGCCGCCGCGCUCCGCUUCGUCGUCGCGCUUCCGGGCUGGCGGGUCGGAAAGUUUCUCGACGAUCACUCUAAGGAGCUCUCUAACUGCAUAGUCCACGACCACUCCGUCUCCCUCCUGGACCGCGUCUCGCUCUGGUGGCGCCAGAUCGGCCUCUCAAUGCUAGAUCCCUCCGAUAUAGUCGCAGCGGCGGCCAUUCGACGCCGUGGGCCGUCUAUUUUCCGAAUUCGCCACGAAAAAAAUGAGUAGAAUCGCUGCGCAGAGGCUCGUUCCGACCGAGUCCUCCGCCGCGGUGCGCGCGCAGCUGGUGGUGGCGCUGACCGGGCUGGGUGUGGGGGAAGCGGGACAUGUUAAUCGCGCGUGCGGGCCUGCUUACCCCGGACGCCUUCCGCUCGUCGAUCUACCCGCUUGCGUACGCCGCCCGGGCGUUUGCGACUGGCCUCGGUGGACGAUCUGCGAAUGAUGCUGAAUCCCGAGGAGGAGGGAGCCCGGAGGCGACGAAGCAGCAGCGUGUCUGUGGGUGCGACU
This is a messenger RNA of Closterium sp. NIES-67, 974 nucleotides long. The record is from the annotation of a GenBank genome assembly. NCBI's taxonomy places the organism in Eukaryota, Viridiplantae, Streptophyta, Zygnematophyceae, Desmidiales, Closteriaceae.